AACAAAUUUAUGUUUGGCAUUUACUUGCUUAAUUCCGAAGUUGGCCUCCCCCACUCUCUCCUGUGCCAUCCAAAUCUCUGGCUGUCGCCGACUCGCUCUCGCUCUCGCUCUCUCUCUCUCUCUCUCUCUCUGUUAUGUUUGCCGUUGCUUCAGCAAUCAGCAGGUUUCUGGAGUUGCUGCAAGAAUCAGGUUUUUGGAGUUGCUAGAAGGCUACCAUUAUCCCUUGUAUGCCUACAAUGGAGGGUUGUAGUGAUUUUAUAAAGUGGUUGGGCACUGACAUGUCUAUUAAGAUUUUUCUGCAUUUGGAGGAUCCAUCUGAUCUUGUCCGCAUUUGCUCGGUUUCAAGCUCUUGGCGCCAAUUUGUGAUUGCAAAUGAACUUUGUAAGCAGCUCUGCUUUAGAAUAUUUCCUGAAAUGUCAAAUGUUGCUCAUAUUAUUGAAGUAAGCAACAUGAUAGAACCUGUAGAAAUUGGGCCCAAGGAUUCUACGGAAUGGAAUUAUCUGAAAAGAAAUCAUAGGGUGUAUGCCAUUCUAGCUCGAGGUCUCACCCCAGUCAUGAGAAGAGAUUGCAUAUCAAGGGCCAUUAGUGCAUCCAGCACUGAUAACUAUCCUGAAGAAAGCAUUCAAAAUACUUUGGUCCCAAGUGAUAGAGUUGAUCAGAGAGCUUCAUAUUGGUCAAGUGAAGGAGCAAGUGAUCCCAAGGUUCCUGAGAUACUAAUUUAUAAGUUGAUGGCUGAUUUGUGUGUUAUUACUGAAGUUCAUGUCCAGCCAUUUCAAGCAUAUUUUCAGUUUGGCCACCCUAUAUACUCAGCUAAAGCUGUGAGAUUUCGAAUGGGUCACUCUAAGUAUCCACUGGAAAUAGAGAGUGACCUCAUAGAUGAACCUGUGGUUGGUCAUGAAUUCUUUGACAACAGCUUUGUAUGGACAUAUACUUCACCAGAAUUUCCAAUGGUUCAGGAAAACUACCUGCAGACGUUUAAGCUACCAGAACCAGUUCUUUGUGUUGGAGGAAUUCUGCAAGUUGAGCUGUUGGGUAGGGUUCAAAGACAAGAAAUGGAUGGUCUGUAUUAUAUAUGUGUCUCCCAUGUUCAAGUGAUGGGCCGGCCUCUCUUACGAUCAUUUGAUGUCAAAAUACUUGAUCCGUCGGGAAAGUGUUCCUUGAAGCACAACCCUGAAGUGGAUUGCCCAUAUCCUGUAAGAUCAGCUGGAGGAGAAGCAAGUGCAUCAAUUGGAUCACAUUCAUUUACAGCCAGAUUGAUGCAGGGAGGUGCAAGGGUUUGGGAACAUAUUGUUCCUGCAGCAUUUCUUGAGAAUGCUGCGUUUCAAGAUGACGAAUCAGAUGAUGAUGUUUUCGACUAGUCUGAGCACUGUCGAGUGGUGAUAAUCCUCAUUUUAAUCUCCCCCCACCUCCGCUUUUAGCAGAAAUCUUUUUUUUUUUUUUUGUUAUCUUUUUGAAUAUUGUACUGUAUCCCAAAAAUAAAAAUAAAAAAUGGUAGUGUUGAACUAUGAGGAACGGCGUUGCUGACAAUCGGUGCUUGAUAUGGCGCCGAAGAGAAACCGGUUGAACUGGUAUUGAUCAUGGUCCAGCGUUAGGGUGACCAAAAUAGUCACAUUCCAAUGACUCCUUUUGAGUCAAAUUUCAUCGCUUGGAAUGGUGUCCCAAAUUGUAUUCUCAGAAAUGAAUUCUCUCCGGCUCCUUGCUGCCCUGCAUUUUUUUUUUUAGCUUUUUCUGAAUUUUAUGAUUGUGCUUUCUAGCGAGGGGAUGACUCUUCCUCUUUUCAAUCAUGUAAUAUUUUAGUAUGUCAGAACGGAAUGUGGAAUGAUUAGAAUUGAAAAUGGAAUUAAAAAAAAAUGGUAUAAUAAAUAGGUAAAAGCAGAGUGAUUCAUUAUAGCAAA
Molecule: messenger RNA, 1895 nt
Organism: Malania oleifera
Lineage: Eukaryota; Viridiplantae; Streptophyta; Magnoliopsida; Santalales; Ximeniaceae
Product: F-box protein At4g00755
Exons: 6
Coding region: 228-1358 (376 amino acids)
Molecular function (GO): protein binding
Source: RefSeq, a predicted model, not a curated record